UCCCCUAGGCAGGGCUCUGAGUGGCCAGGCUCCGCCUCCUUUCUGCUCCUCUCCCUGUUCCCUCCUGCCCUAGGCAGCGCUCUGAGUGGCCCGGGCUCCGCCUCCUCUCUGCUCCUCUCCCCAGUUCCUCCUUCCCUAGGCCCAGCUGAGUGGCCCGGGCUCCGCCUGCUCUCCUCCCUACUCCCUCCUCCCCUAGAUAUUACGGAAUGGCCCAAGCUCCGCCUCCUCUCUCCUCUCCUCUCCCCACCCCCUUCUCCCCUAGGCAGCGCUGAGUUGCGCAAGCUCCGCCUCCUUUAUCCUUCCUCCUCCCCUAGGCUGCCCUGCGUGGCGCAGGCUCCGCCUCCUCUCUCCUCUCCUCUCCCACUACCUCCUCCCUCCUCCUUUCCGGAGCUAACCGGCUCGAGCUUCGCCCCUUUCCCGCCCUUCCACCCCCGCCUCCGCCGGUAAGGCGCUCGAAUCUGCGCAAGCGCUGUAGCUGCAUUAGGCGAGCAGCCCUCCGAACCGGAAGUGGGCAACGCGGGAUUCGCCAUGGCCGUGGUGGCCGUGCACCUGGACUCGGACGCCUUCCUGGUGUGCCUCAACCACGCCCUGAGCACGGAGAAGGAGGAGGUGAUGGGGCUGUGCAUCGGCGAGGUGGAUGCCUGCAAGAUUGUGCACAUCCACUCGGUGAUCAUCCUGCGGCGCUCGGACAAGCGCAAGGACCGCGUGGAGAUCUCCCCCGAGCAGCUGUCGGCCGCAUCCACCGAGGCCGAGCGCCUGGCCGAACUCACGGGCCGCCCGGUGCGCGUGGUAGGCUGGUACCAUUCGCACCCGCACAUCACCGUGUGGCCGUCGCACGUGGACGUGCGCACGCAGGCCAUGUACCAGAUGAUGGACCAGGGCUUCGUGGGCCUCAUCUUCUCGUGCUUCAUCGAGGACAAGAACACCAAGACAGGCCGCCUCCUGUACACGUGCUUCCAGUCGGUGCAGGCGCAGAAGAGCGCCGACUACGAGAGGAUAGAGAUCCCCAUCCAUGUAGUGCCGCACGACACUAUCGGCAAGGUGUGCCUCGAGUCAGCCAUCGAGCUGCCCAAAAUCCUUUGCCAGGAGGAGCAGGAUGCGUACCGGCGCAUCCACAGCCUGCCCCACCUGGACUCGGUCACCAUGAUCCAUAACGGCUCCGUCUUCACCAAGAACCUGUGCAGCCAGAUGUCGGCCAUCAGCGGGCCCCUGCUGCAGUGGCUGGAGGACCGGCUGCAGCAGAACCAGCAGCGCGCGCGGGAACUGCAGCAGGAAAAGGAGCAGCUGCUGCAGGAGCUGGCCACCCUGGAUUGAGUCACCGAGGGGAAGGCGGGAGGGGGGCGGGGUUUCCUCUGAGGGAGGGGUCUUUCCUAGAGAUUACUCCUUGGUUCGCUCUGGGAUCGCCUGCCAGAUCUAGAGGGCAAAACUUGUACAGAGACUCGCUGUGGCCCGAUGAUGGACGAACCUGGUUUUUAUAUAAAGUAUUUUGGCAAAAAUUCCAACAGAAUUGUCUGUGCAUUUAAUUACUCAGAGAGCAGUGAAGAGGACUGUUAUGGGUAUAAGCAGACUGAAUUCAAUAUAGCAGCAAGCAGUUGAAGAAAUGCACAGGAAGAGAGAAAUGUGCAUUCUGGAAAGGGUCGGAGCCUCAAGCAUGCGCUGUCCUAGGUGCAGGGGAUGCCAAGACAGGAGCCUUCCUGGAGCCUGGGGAUGGCAGCAUGUGCCUCUGUACAGAUAUGUGCAAAGUAGAAAGGCCUGUAAGUGACUCAGUCCAUAGAAUCCUUAGGGUCAGAAAGCCCUGACUUGGAAUCUGCUAGUUUUGUGAGUCCAGGGCUCACACUUUAACUUUUCUCAUCUGUAAAAUGGGCAUUAAUAAUAGCACCUACCGCACUGCACAGGGUUGUUGUAAGGAUCAAAUGAUGGAGAUAUUAUGGGUGGUGGGGAUCAAGGAGAUGGAAUGGGAAAGACUUCAUUUAAAGUUGGCUUUUAUUGCCCGGAUGUAAUUAGAUGCUUCAUGCGUAUUAACUAAUAUGUAUCCAUGUAUAGUAAUGUGUAUAUGUGUUUAUGUAUGUAUAUACACAUACACCAAGAUGUAUAUUGUGUGUAUAUACACAUGUAAACAAAUACACAUACAACUGAGAUGUAUAUAUAGAAGUGACUUCCAAAAGAAAUGGCCUUUUUGGCCUAAUUUCAAAGUGCAUUCAUCAGUAUUAAUUAACAUACAUAUAUUUACGUACCAACCCAUACACCAGUAUAUGUAUGUAUUGUAUACCUGUACACACAUGUAUAUGUUUAUAUACAUGAUAUAUAUCAUAUGUGUAUACACAAGGGUUUGUCUUAAAUGGUUGAUAGGCCCAGAAUUAAGCAGGAAAAAAGUGAGCAAGAUCUUUGGUAACCUGAACUUUUUCCAGAAACACAGGCCCAUUUUUUAAUAUUAAAAAUUUAUCAAUGUAUAGUGACUAGUUAUAGAAUAGUCAGCAAAGAAUUUAAGAUGACUAUUACUCAGAGGGCAGUGAAGAGGAAUAUUGUGGAUAUGAGCAGACUGAAACAUAACAAGUAGUUGAAAAGAAGAAUGUCAUGGGAAAAUUUUUAAUGGUGGGCUUUACUAAAUUAAAAUAAUUGUUUCGUGAUAAGGCAAAGAAGGAAUAAC
Messenger RNA from Antechinus flavipes (yellow-footed antechinus), 2647 nucleotides. RefSeq names its product lys-63-specific deubiquitinase BRCC36. Gene Ontology annotation, biological process: double-strand break repair. The record is from RefSeq and is a predicted model, not a curated record. Gene Ontology annotation, cellular component: BRCA1-A complex; BRISC complex. Bases 529 to 1314 code for a protein of 261 amino acids. Gene Ontology annotation, molecular function: metallopeptidase activity; cysteine-type deubiquitinase activity; polyubiquitin modification-dependent protein binding. The transcript has a single exon. NCBI's taxonomy places the organism in Eukaryota, Metazoa, Chordata, Mammalia, Dasyuromorphia, Dasyuridae.